Ostrinia furnacalis (Asian corn borer) is the source of this 3115-nucleotide messenger RNA. RefSeq lists its product as uncharacterized. Gene Ontology annotation, cellular component: cytoplasm; ribonucleoprotein complex; nucleus. The record is from RefSeq and is a predicted model, not a curated record. Lineage: Eukaryota; Metazoa; Arthropoda; Insecta; Lepidoptera; Crambidae. Gene Ontology annotation, molecular function: mRNA binding. The transcript is spliced from 7 exons. The coding region runs from base 330 to 2006 and encodes 558 amino acids.
UUUAUUUACGAUUAUUUUGUUGAUUUAUUCGAUUUAAUUUCAUUUAUAAAAUCCAUAUAACAAAUUCUAUAGCAUCUUUGUAUUUUGAACAUACGUGGCCAAUAUUUGCAUCAUGUCAUUAAAGAGAACACUUGAAUUGACUUGAUAGGUUUUGUACAUGUGUACAAGUUCGGCAUUUCUAAGGCAUUUUUCUGCCCUUUCCUAUUAGAAUCCUACACUAAGCCUGAUGAACAUAGGCGACAUAAUGUUUUAAACAACUUUUACUGGCGGUACGAAGUACUUCGGGUCAGCUAGUAAUAGAGUAGGGUUUUCCAUUUCCAGGGGAUGCCAUGGAGAAUAACAAGCAGCAAGAUUUGUCUGACGACGAUUAUAAACAAGAGUCUCCAAGUAACACAUGGAACCCAACCAAAGAAACUGAUAACAGUCCUGGAGAUAUAAAAUCACGUAAAAGAAAAAUUGAAUCGGAACCUUCUGAAAAUGGCAAAUCAAUAUCAACAGAAACAGUUUUGGUUGCUAACAGGGAAAACACCCCAUUUUUUGCCGACCAACCAUCUUCAGACUUGUACGGAUUAAAACCAGAGUUCCUCAAAUCAUUGGGUAUAAAUUUACCACUGUCUAAGUGGGUGUAUGUUACUAAUUUUAGGUGUGACAAGUCAGAACUGAAAGACGUGUUUGAGCUAGCGGGCCAUGUUGUGAUAUGUUCCAUGAUAGCGGUCCGUAAUAGAUAUGCCAAUGUGAUGUUUAAUCAUCCACUAGAAGCUGUACAGGCUAUAUCCAUGUUUAAUGGCCAAAAUCUAUACGGUCAGAAUCUAAAAGUUAUGAUGAUCAAUCCACCAAGUGACACUAUAAUUUUACCAAAAGGUCUAAAAGAUAUUGGUCCAGGUUUAGGAUUUAAUGGGCGACCGUUAAGAGACGUAGAACAACAUUAUAGAAAGUACAAAAAACACCAACGCUCACUCCUCGACGUUUCGGUGUUCACGCGUGAUAAUGAUGAUGAAGAGAAAGAACAUUUGGAUAUUAAGAAAGAAGAGUUAGAUACAAACAGUUGUAAUUCCAGUGAAAAAACUGAUUCUUCGAAGCGGCGAAAAUAUUUUAAAACUACCAAUGUGCAAGAUCUGUCUAUCUGUGAAGAAUCGGCACAGGAUAUAAUUUCGGAGAACGCUAGCAAAAAGCCAAGACUCGACGAAAUUGAGAGUUCGUCUGAUGAAGAAAACAUAGAUGCAAGAAUAGUCACACCUUCAAAAUUAAAAGAUAAACAGAAGCCACCUGAGAAAAAUACAUUUCCAAAUGAUCCACGCCUAAACCCCCUUGCAUUAAGUACAAGCGCAUCAGAUAAAAAGCCUCCAGCAAUUACAGAAUUGCAGCAAAAGUUUCCACCAUCAGGUUUACAAUUUCCAAAUCAACCAGGGAAUAUAAGACCUGGGCCGUUUCAUCCGCCGGGACCAGUGAUGAAUCCUGUCAGACCUAUGAUGGGGCCUGUUGGACCAUCAGGUCCAAUGAUGCAGCCGAUUGGUGCGAAUGUUCCUAUAGUUCCAAUGCAUCCGAAUGUCCCAAUAAGGCCUUGUCCUCCAGUACGUCCUCAAGGUCCUUUAGGUCAUCCAGGUUCUGUAGGUCCUCAAGUACCUAUAGGACCUAUAACAGGGCCCAUACGCCCUUACAUGCCUGGGCCUUACAGGCCACCCACUGCCAAUGUCCCAGUCAUGCAAGGCCCGAAUCCAGCGAUGGGUCCUCGGCCAAUGAUUUCUCCGAAUGGUCCACCAUCAGGGCCUAAUCAACUGGUGGCUAAUAAAGAGCACCAGGUGCUAUUCCGUAAUCUACCACCAUCCACAACGUUCCCUCUGCUCUGCGACGAGGUAUCUCGCUGCGGGCGCCUGUUGUCUCUGCAGCUCACCACUCCAGGCUGUGCCGUCGCCAGGUUCGGUCGCUUGGAUGAUGCCCAAAGAUGUUUUCAGUAUUUCAACGGAAAGCGCAUCGACGGUUUCGUCAUAGAGGCGUGCAUUACAUAAAAUAAACGGUGAGUUAGUGGAUUUUCUAGUUCAAAAUUAUAACUAAUGGUUUACGCAAUAAAGUUAGGUUACUGUUAAUUAUAAGAUUUGUUUAUCUAUUUAACUGAGAUGAUGUAUACCAUAUUUUAAGGUAGGUAUUUAUGUACCUAAAUUACAUAUAGGUAUAUUAUAGACUGAUAUUAUCGAGUACAUAAUGUGCAAUGAAUAAGCUUCAUAGGAGUAGACAGGAAAAUCAAUUUAAUACGUUUUUUUUGUGUCUAAAAACUUUCCCAUACAAAUUGUAUUAAACUACCAUGUGUGUUCUUUUUAUAUGAGCACCAAAAUCACAAUUUUUUAGCAUAAUAUAAUUUACUAAGCGAAUUUUUGCUUGAGGCAAUAAUUAUUAUGAAGUUUUUUCACUGUAUGUUGGUACUCGGUACAAGUUUUGUUUGAGAAUGUUAUUUUAAAUAAGAAUGUUUAUUAAACUAAAAGAGGAUCUUAAUAAAAUAUGUAUAAUAAAAUAUAUUAGAAAAUGUACUAUAGAAAUAGUAUUUAAUUUAUUAUGUACGCUCAUAGGUAGGUACACCAAUUUAAGGCAAAAUGACCUUUUUCCAAAUGCAUAAGUGCGUUUUACUUUUUUUUUUAUUCUAUUAUUACUUUUAAUUUUAAUUUAUUAAUUCUAUCUUGAUACUAUGUAAAUUAGGCAUUAUUUUACUUUAUGUGUCCGUCAGUAUUUUUAAUAUUGAAUUUAUUUAUUUUACUACAUAAUAAUAUAAGUAAAAUGUCAAAUUAUUUGUUUUUAUAGUUUUAAAGUUAGUAAAAUUAUUUAUAGAUUUUUACUAUAAAAGAGAUGUAUUCUCUAUUAACUACUUAAUAACUUAAUUUAAAAUGUUCUCUGAUAGGAAUAUGAAGAAAGCUGUAGUAUUUCCUAAACUACUAAUACAUACUAGGGGUAGGUAGUUAUACUUAUUUAAUUAUAAAUUAGUUUAGUAAACAAUACUUCCAUUUACUUAAGUUAUUAUAUUUUUUGCAACUGCAAUAAACUGCGUUUAUAUCAAAAUAUUUUGUGUUUUCUUUAAUCGUUGAUCCAGGCCAAAAUCUUUAUAGUUUAAGGCUGAGUUGCUCCACCU